AUGAGAGGACCAUGUGAGGACCAUGUGAGGACCAUGAGAGGACCAUGUGAGGACCAUUAUGGGGAGGAGGAGGUGUGUUCCGACCGCCUGGACUCGGACUUCCCCGACAUAGACCUCUCCCAGUUGGACCCCAGCGACUUCGACAGCGUCAACUGUCUCAGCGAGCUCCAGUGGUGCAGCGACCAGCAAGCCCAUGCCUCGCCCGCCUCCAUCCACUGCAGCAGCGCCGACCAGCUCUUCCAGACCAGAGUCACAGACCAGAGUCACAGAGCAGAGUCACAGAGCAGAGUCACAGAGCAGAGUCACAGAGCAGUGUCACAGACCAGAGUCACAGAGCAGAGUCACAGAGCAGAGUCACAGAGCAGAGUCACAGAGCAGAGUCACAGAGCAGUGUCACAGACCAGAGUCACAGAGCAGAGUCACAGAGCAGAGUCACAGAGCAGAGUCACAGAGCAGAGUCACAGAGCAGAGUCACAGAGCAGAGUCACAGAGCAGAGUCACAGAGCAGAGUCACAGAGCAGAGUCACAGAGCAGAGUCACAGAGCAGAGUCACAGAGCAGAGUCACAGAGCAGAGUCACAGACCAGAGUCACAGACCAGAGUCACAGACCAGAAAGAGGAGAAGGUGGGAGAGGGAGAGGGAGAGGAGGAGGAGGAGGAGGAGGAGGAGGAGGGAGAGGAGGAGGAGGAGAGGAGGGUGGCCAUGACUGAGAGCAGAGAGCACAGGAAAGAGCUGCGGCAAUCACACAGACACCAUCACAGACACCAUCAACACAGACACCAUCAGCACAGACACUAUCACAGACACCAUCAGACACCAUCACAGACACCAUCACAGACACCAUCGCAGACACCAUCACAGACACCAUCAACACAGACACCAUCAGCACAGACACUAUCACAGACACCAUCAGAGACCUUUACAGGCACCAUCACAGACACCAUCACAGGCACCAUCGCAGACACCAUCACAGACACCAUCAACACAGACACCAUCAGCACAGACACUAUCAGCACAAACACCAUCAACACAGACACCAUCAGCACAGACACUAUCACAGACACAAUCACAGGCACCAUCGCAGACACCAUCACAGACACCAUCACAGACACCAUCAACACAAACACCAUCACAGACACCAUCAGCACAGACACUAUUAGCACAGACACUAUCACAGACACCAUCAGACACCAUCACAGACACCAUCACAGGCACCAUCGCAGACACCAUCACAACACCAUCACAACACCAUCAGUCACCAUCACAGACACCAUCAGACACCAUCACAGACACCAUCAGACACCAUCACAGACACCAUCAACACAGAGACCAUCACAGACACCAUCAACACAGACACCAUCACAGACACCAUCAGCACAGACACCAUCACAGACACCAUCAGACACCAUCACAGACACCAUCACUGGCACCAUCGCAGACACCAUCACAGACACCAUCAGUCACCAUCACAGACACCAUCAGACACUAUCAGACACCAUAACAGACACCAUCAGCACAGACACUAUCACAGACACCAUCAGACACCAUCACAGACACCAUCAGUCACCAUCACAGACACCAUCACAGACACCAUCAACACAGAGACCAUCACAGACACCAUCAACACAGACACCAUCACAGACACCAUCAGCACAGACACCAUCACAGACACCAUCAGACACCAUCACAGACACCAUCACUGGCACCAUCGCAGACACCAUCACAGACACCAUCAACACCAUCACAGACACCAUCAGUCACCAUCACAGACACCAUCAGACACCAUCAGACACCAUCACAGACACCAUCACAGACAUCAGCACAGACACCAUCACAGGCACCAUCGCAGACACCAUCACAGACACCAUCAACACAGACACCAUCACAGACACCAUCAACACAGACACCAUCACAGGCACCAUCAACACAGAGACCAUCAACACAGUCACCAUCAACACAGACACCAUCAGCACAGACACUAUCACAGGCACCAUCACAGGCACCAUCACAGACACCAUCACAGACACCUUCACAGGCACCAUCGCAGACACCAUCACAGACACCAUCAGACACCAUCACAGACACCAUCACAGACACCAUCAGCACAGACACUAUCACAGACACCAUCAGACACCAUCACAGACACCAUCACAGGCACCAUCGCAGACACCAUCACAGAUACCAUCAGUCACCAUCACAGACACCAUCACAGACACCAUCACAGACACCAUCAGCACAGACACUAUCACAGACACCAUCAGACACCAUCACAGGCACCAUUGCAGACACCAUCACAGACACCAUCAGACACCAUCACAGACACCAUCACAGGCACCAUCGCAGACACCACCACAGAUACCAUCAGUCACCAUCACAGACACCAUCAGACACCAUCAGACACCAUCACAGACACCAUCACAGACAUCAGCACAGACACCGUCAACACAGUCACCAACACAGACACCAACACAGACACCAACACAGACACCAUCACAGACACCAUCAGACACCAUCACAGACACCAUCAGACACCAUCACAGACAUCAGAACAGACAUCAGCACAGACACCAACACAGACACCAACACAGACACCAUCACAGACACCAUGACAGACACCAUCACAGACCCCAUCAGCACAGACACCAUCAGCACAGACACAAUCAGCACAGACACCAUCGUCUCUUCUGGUGGUUGGUCGUCUUCUUCCCGUCGUCAUGGCGCCAUGGAAUGUUUUUGAGUCUGGAAUUCAGAACAAUCCUCUGUGUCUCUGCUCUCGUUACCGUGAGUGACAUGUGGUAA
Molecule: messenger RNA, 2799 nt
Organism: Knipowitschia caucasica
Lineage: Eukaryota; Metazoa; Chordata; Actinopteri; Gobiiformes; Gobiidae
Source: the annotation of a GenBank genome assembly